ACCUCUUCGACCACAGAAGGCGAAGAGAUAUACACCACAGAGAGUGAGACCACGACUUCGGAUAACGAUUCCGAUACCAUUGCCACACAAAGUAGUGAAUUGCAAACAACGACCACAGAUUCGGACUCCGGUAGUAAUAAUAGCGAGACAUCCAGUGAUAGGCAAACAACCGCUGUUUCGAUCAAUACUGAGAUAUUAAGUGAAUCAAAAAGCAAUGCAAACUCUAAUAAUGAUCUGUGGAUUGAGUCACAAACAAUAUCUACUGAAUCGGAUAUUGAGAGCACAGACAAUAGUGAGACAACGGAAGACACGAGUGAAUGGCUAAUUGAUACGCUCAUCAAUAAAGUGGUGACCACUGAAGUGCCCGCCGAUGACGACCAAGAUCUCGAACUGAAGGCGUCGCUCGACGUCAUAACACACGACUACGAUAUGAACGGAGAGCAGGCAAACGCCACGGAAGCGCCCGAUAUGGACCCUAAUUCAGAGCUGGUCGACGAAAACGGCCGCAAAGAUAAGGGCGAGUCGGCCGAAGAGCAGCACCACGAGCCGACCACCACUACCACCAGCAGCACUAUUACCGGCUCUCCCGGCGAUUCUAAAAGUGAUUUAUUCACCACUCGUAAAAUGAAAUACGGAGAGCUAAGAGUGGGAACCAUAAAACCGGAACCCAAAGAGAACCUAAAAAGCAAAGUGAAGACAAUUGUGGUGAAAAGAGUGGACCAAAUCCGGGAACGAUUCAAUUUGACAGAAGUUACCGCCAAACAGAUGUGUUUGGACUCAGCGCAAGACUCGGGCUACUGGUGCGAGGGAAGUGUCGGCAAACUGUCUGUGCGUUACUUCUAUAGAGCAGAUAAGAAGACGUGCGACUGUUUCCUAUACUACGGCUGUUUAGGGAAUCGAAACAAUUUCCAAACACUGAAGGAA
Molecule: messenger RNA, 924 nt
Organism: Medioppia subpectinata
Lineage: Eukaryota; Metazoa; Arthropoda; Arachnida; Sarcoptiformes; Oppiidae
Source: the annotation of a GenBank genome assembly